UCUCUCUCUCUCUCAGUUUUAUUUGUUGAUAUAAUUAAAAAUUAUAUCUAUAAUAAUAGGAAGCAUUAUAAUAGUUGACUUUAUGAUUCAUAUAACUACUGAUGUCCAAAAGAUAAUAUACAUUAAGAAUUCUUGAAUGACUUUUCAAGAGAAAAAGAAAGAAGAUACCAAAGACAUGAUUAUAUUUCCAAGAUAUAAACUUUUCCAGCACAUAAAUUGGAUUAAACUUUCUAUGACACAGAUUUAGAAAAUAUAUGUUAGAAAUAUAACUUAUCUCUUAUAUAUAUAUACAUUUUCUUAAAGUCUUAAUUUAAUUAAUUAUUGAAAAGUAUUUGAACAAACUAACACUUAAUUAUGCACUUAAUUAUGCACUUUUUUAAAAUGGAAAUCCCCCUUACUGUACUUCAAUCCCUUGAAAGCUGCAAAGAAACAUGUUUACAUUUUACAGCUUGAUUAACCGCGUCAUUAAGAACGCAAUUGCGUAUGAGUAUGCGAUAACGUUCCUGAUGGUUCCCCUGAUGGAAAUAUGUUAAACUUCCUCUUAAAUGACUUCAUGUAAUGUUUUGUUUCUGCGAAGAGAAAGAAGGGGAAAUCUCCACUAAGAGUAUAUAUUAGCUGUCAACGGGAAGCAUGUUUCAAUCAAUUCACAGAGAGCAUUAAGUGCAUACACUUCAUUAUAUUAUUUAAGUGAAGUAUUAAUACUGAAGUAUUAAAACUUUUAAGCUAACGUAUCUGAACGCUUCAAGAAGUUCCAAGUCUACAGCGUCCCAAAGUUUUCUUCAAAGUAUUCAACAGUAACAUCGGAUUAGCGGUUUUUAACUAAGUGAGCGGGCCACCAAAAGCCCUUUAAAGUAUUCGAAUGUUGAAAUCGCAAAAAUUUCAAUUGCCUACGCUUGUAAUCACAAGCAAUAAAGAUAAUUCUAAAGAGAAUUUCUUAAAUGAUAAUACGAUUGACGAUACCUUCCUCAAAAUAAAAAUCGAGGGAGAUAGCGGUAUCUCGAGUUUUGACUCUUCCUUUGACAGUUUCGACGAAUCGAACAAUUUAUUGGACAAUCUCAUUGACGAGCGCAAAACAUUCAUAACAAAAUGCAAGCAAGAACUCAACAACAGCAAGUUACCGGAGCACUUCGAUCAGUGGACAAUCAAGAAUCAAUACGAUCAUUUGAUAAACAAUAUUGAGAAAUAUUUCCCGAACAUACCCGAAUCCUUGAGGUACGUCUUGCCGGCGAUAUUUGAAAAUGGAGAUUGUGAACGAAAAAAGAAUACAAAGCCGGAUUGGUUGGACAUGGAUAAAUUUUAUCGCGGACAGAGCUUUGCCCAGCGUUACUUCAGCGUUAUCUCUAUAAGCAACCUGAUGGGUCUGCUACAGAUAUUCAGCUUUUCUGACGGAUUAAAACCGCUGAUCCUCAGUCAGAAGUCAAACACUCCAUAUCGCGCCUUCGAGCGAUACCUCAGAACGAUCAGGACAUUCAGGAAUUGGUAUACGAGCGAUCCUUGGUGCAAAGGAACGCCAGCCUAUCGCGACAUUCAGAGAGUGCGAAAGUUACACCGAGCCAUGAGACGGAAAUUAUGCAAAAAAAGCUUUGAGGAGAUCGAUCAGGAAAGUAAGAUUCAAAACCCAUGGUGUCCUGUGCUGGGAAAGAUUAAGAAAGAUUUCGCAGACGCGUGCCCGAUAGCAAAGAACCAGCAGUGUCCUUACACGAUGACGAGAACGAGAGGUCUGAAUCAGGGCGAUAUGUCGGGCACGCAGUUUGCCAGUAUGGGUCUGAUAGUACUCUACCCGGAACAAUUCGGUAUACACGACGCGAGCAACGAGGAUCUGGAGGCUUUCUGUCACCUCUGGCGCGGACUGGGCUAUCUGUUGGGCAUCGAAGAUCAGUACAACUUCUGUCGCGGCAGUCUGCAGGACAUACGCCAGCGAACUAAAGAUUUCAUCGAGUACUGGGUAAAACCGAAUUUCAGAACGGUGACACCUGAAUGGGAGCACAUGACUAUGUGUCUUAACGAGGGCGUAGGUUACAUCGCUCAUUUAAACAGCUACAAAGUGCUCUUGCUCCGACUCUGUGACAUAUUUGGACUCAACAUGCCCAGUUUGUACAAUUCCUUUAGUUUAUCAGAGAAAAUAUUGUACAGUUUGCAGAAGUUCUUAUUCUGUCACGUGCUGAAGUUACCUGGUGUCUUCUCUAUCAUAAACGCGGUAUUAAACACAUAUCUGGAUCGAGCGGCAGGCUUUGAAUGCAACAAACAUGCCGAGUUUAAAAAGAAAUCAUCUAAUAAAGUCUCAGAGGUCAUAUAAAUUUAAAUUGCUCAAUGACAGUAGAUGUUUAUAACUUAUUUAAUUUUUGUGAAAUUUUUAAAAUUGGCACUAUUAAAAGAUACGAAAUAAUUUAAA
Messenger RNA from Monomorium pharaonis (pharaoh ant), 2392 nucleotides. RefSeq lists its product as uncharacterized. The record is from RefSeq and is a predicted model, not a curated record. The coding region runs from base 860 to 2296 and encodes 478 amino acids. Lineage: Eukaryota; Metazoa; Arthropoda; Insecta; Hymenoptera; Formicidae. The transcript has 2 exons.